Molecule: messenger RNA, 735 nt
Organism: Aspergillus welwitschiae
Lineage: Eukaryota; Fungi; Ascomycota; Eurotiomycetes; Eurotiales; Aspergillaceae
Product: putative cyanamide hydratase
Exons: 2
Coding region: 1-735 (244 amino acids)
Source: RefSeq, a predicted model, not a curated record
AUGUGCCACGACGAAAUAAAAGCCAACGGCUGGUCCAGCACGCCCGCCAAUGCCGGUGCCAUAUUUACGGACCAAUCCUUCAUCGAAAGGGCAGAAGCCGUGGAGCUCGAUACGAUCAAGUUCCCCUUUGACGACCCUGUAGUCUCGAAGACAUUGGAAUACGCUAAGGCUGUUCUUCACCCCGAGACUUUGAACCAUUCCAUGAGGGUUUACUAUUACGGAAUGGUAAUCACCACCCAACAAUUCCCCGAACAAGCAGCAUCCAUCAACCCAGUGACCUGGGCUCUGACCUGUCUCCUCCACGACCUCGGAACCGCGGAGGAGCACCUCACCGCAACGCGCAUGUCAUUCGAUAUCUACGGCGGCAUCAAAGCCCUCCAUGUGCUGAAGGAGUUUGGUGCCACUGCGGACCAGGCCGAAGCAGCAGCCGAGGCAAUCAUUCGACAUGAAGAUAUGGGAGUCGAUGGAACGAUUACCUACUUCGGUCAGCUUAUUCAGCUGGCUACGACGUAUGAUAAUACCGGGAUUCAUCCGCAUGUGAAGGGCUUUGAGGGGUUGGUCCAUCGCACGACUCGCAAGCAGAUAAAUGAGGCGUAUCCGCGGUUGAAGUGGUGUGCGUUUUUCUCCGGGUUGAUUAAGAAGGAGGAGACGAUUAAGCCUUGGUGUCAUUCGACUCAUUUGGUGGAUUUUGAUAAGGAGAUCGAGGAGAAUACGCUUAUGAGGGAGUGGGAGUAA